Molecule: messenger RNA, 1797 nt
Organism: Zasmidium cellare ATCC 36951
Lineage: Eukaryota; Fungi; Ascomycota; Dothideomycetes; Mycosphaerellales; Mycosphaerellaceae
Exons: 1
Coding region: 1-1797 (598 amino acids)
Biological process (GO): branched-chain amino acid biosynthetic process
Cellular component (GO): mitochondrion
Molecular function (GO): dihydroxy-acid dehydratase activity
Source: RefSeq, a predicted model, not a curated record
AUGGAGCCCUCCAACCUGGAGAAGCAGCGUCAACCAGAAGAGCCGCGAUACCUCAACUUCAAACACUCCCAACCAGGCUCAGGACUGAACAGAUACUCCUCGACCCUCACUCGCGAGCAUGACUUCCCCGCCGCCCAGGCCAUGCUGUACGCCGCCGGGGUCCCCAACGAACACGUGCUCAAAACGUACCCGCAAGUCGGCAUAGCGAGCGUGUGGUGGGAGGGCAACCCCUGCAACAUGCACCUGCUAGACAUUGGCAAAGAGGCGAAGAAGUGCAUUGAGAAGCAAGAGAUGCUGGGGUGGCAGUACAACACUAUUGGCGUGAGCGAUGGGAUAGCGAUGGGAGGGGAGGGCAUGCGGUUCAGUCUGCAGACGCGAGAAAUCAUCGCGGAUAGCGUGGAGACCGUGACCUGUGCACAACACCACGAUGCGUGUAUUGCGAUUCCGGGCUGUGACAAGAAUAUGCCUGGUGUGGUGAUGGGCAUGGCGAGACAUAACCGCCCUAGUUUGAUGAUUUACGGCGGGUCGAUUAACCCUGGCUAUUCGAAAUUAUUGCAGAAACCUAUCAAUAUCGCGAGCGUGUAUGAGGCGCAUGGGGGGUAUUUGUAUGAUAGUCUGAAGAAUCCCAGUGACCCGAGUCAGACGAAGGAGGAUCUUCUGAAUGAUAUCGAGAAGCACGCUUGUCCGACGCAGGGUGCUUGCGGCGGGAUGUUCACGGCGAAUACAAUGGCGACGGCGAUCGAGACGAUGGGACUCACCGUGCCCGGAUCCUCGUCCACGCCCGCGAGCAGUCCGGCGAAGAUGCGGGAGUGCCAGAAAGCCGCGGAGGCGAUCAAGAUAUGCAUGGAGAAGGACAUCAAGCCGCGGGAUCUCAUGACCAAGAAGGCGUUCGAGAAUGCUCUGGUCAUGAUGAUGGCGCUGGGAGGGUCGACGAAUGGAGUGCUGCAUUUGCUCGCCAUGGCCGGCACGGCGGAGGUGCAGUUGGAGCUGAAAGAUUUCCAGCGCAUCAGUGGUAAAGUGCCCUUCAUCGCGGAUCUUGCGCCGAGUGGGAAGUACCUGAUGGUGGAUCUUUUCGAGAUUGGAGGCAUCCCCUCGGUGCAGAAGUUACUCAUUGUCGCGGGGUUGCUGGAUGGGAGUACGUUGACGGUCACGGGCAAGACGCUCGCGGAGAAUGUCGAGAGCUGGCCGAGUUUGAAGCAGGGGCAGGAGAUGAUCAAAAGUUUGGAGAGUCCUAUCAAGCCGAGCGGGCAUAUUGAGAUUCUGUACGGGAACUUGGCGCCGAAUGGGGCGGUGGCGAAGAUUACGGGCAAGGAGGGGAUGAAGUUUGUCGGGAAAGCGAAGGUGUUUAAUAAAGAGCACGAGUUGGACGAUGCGUUGAACAAGGGUCAAAUCCCGCGAGGGGAGAAUCUCGUGCUGGUUGUGAGAUAUGAAGGACCGAAAGGCGGUCCUGGCAUGCCAGAGCAGUUGAAGGCAAGUGCCGCAAUCAUGGGCGCUGGACUCAAAAACGUCUCCUUGAUCACGGACGGGCGGUAUUCGGGUGCUUCGCAUGGGUUCAUCGUGGGACAUAUUUCUCCUGAAGCUGUGGUCGGUGGUCCUGUUGCGUUGGUGAAAGACGGGGAUACGAUUACGAUUGAUGCGGAUAAUAACCGGAUUGAUAUGGAUGUGAGUGAUGAGGAGCUGAAGCAGAGGCUGAGCGAGUGGAAGCCGCCGAAGAUGCCUGUUACGAGGGGUGUUUUGGCCAAGUAUGCGAGGUUGGUGGGCGAUGCGAGUACGGGUGCGAUGACUGAUCUGUUUUGA